GGGUGCCGCGUGUGUUUCGAUUGGUCCUCUUGACUUUCGCUUCCGGUGUCAAGCCAAGGCGAACCGGCCCGGAAAGGUGUCCUUGCGGCCUGUGGCGAAAGGGACUUGGGAGAAACAGCCGCGCUUUCCACAGCAGCCAUGGUGGCCUACUGGAGGCAGGCAGGGCUCAGCUACAUCCGGUAUUCCCAGAUCUGCGCCAAGGCAGUAAGAGCUGCCCUAAAGCCACAAUAUAAAGCAGAGGCAGAGAAGGCAGCAGGAGCCACCAUAAAAAUAAUGAAGCCCAAAAAAGAAUGAUGCAUGGGGCAUGAAUUAUAACAGGCAAAAUGAAGGCUGCAUAGAGCAUCCUGACUGUGAAAAGUUCUCUGCAGUUCUGUAAAUCAUCAUGCUAGUAAACAGAAUUUCUUGGAA
Messenger RNA from Heteronotia binoei (common prickly gecko), 408 nucleotides. It is a transcript of the gene ATP5F1E, whose product is annotated as ATP synthase F1 subunit epsilon. The record is from RefSeq and is a predicted model, not a curated record. Gene Ontology annotation, molecular function: proton-transporting ATP synthase activity, rotational mechanism. NCBI's taxonomy places the organism in Eukaryota, Metazoa, Chordata, Lepidosauria, Squamata, Gekkonidae. The transcript has 3 exons. Gene Ontology annotation, cellular component: mitochondrial inner membrane. Gene Ontology annotation, biological process: proton motive force-driven mitochondrial ATP synthesis. Bases 139 to 294 code for a protein of 51 amino acids.